Messenger RNA from Adineta steineri, 2859 nucleotides. NCBI's taxonomy places the organism in Eukaryota, Metazoa, Rotifera, Eurotatoria, Adinetida, Adinetidae. The record is from the annotation of a GenBank genome assembly.
AUGUAUAUUUAUUAUUUAAUAUUAUCUUUUAUUUGUUAUAUUAAAUAUAUAACAACAAAUCAAAUUGAAAUUGAUAUUCCAUCAAUAUCAUCAUCACAUACAUUUGAACUUUCAUCGAAUACAUCUCAAUUUCUUAAUCGAGAUGUUCUCUUUGGACUUGUUGAUGAUACAUCAGCUUCUAUUCCAUCAUCGAUUCAUGUACGUGCAUCAUAUGAACAAAUUCAAAUUGAACGAUUCUUUAAUCUUUAUGAAUCAAAUAAUAAACAACAACAACAACAAAAUCAACAACAAAUAAAAAAAGAACCAAUAUUUCGUAGUUAUUUACUAGCACCAUCAUUUAAUCGAUCCUAUCCAUUUAUACGUGUAUUAAUUGCUUCAGUUCAAGGUUCAUAUGAAAAUAUUCAAAUGCAACCCAUGUGUGCAAUAGUAACAGGAGUUAAUGAACAAAAUCUUUAUGAAACUCAAGCUUGUUUUAUUUCACCUACUACAGGCCAUUGUUUAGUAACAUUACCUGUAUUAAAAAUGGUUGAAUAUGCUAAUAAAAAUCAAACAGCAAAUAAAAUUGAACUUUAUCUUAAACUUCAUCAUGUUGCAUCAAUUAAUGAAUGUAUAUCUGAUCAUACACCUAAACAAGUUCAUAUUCAUCAAGAAACACGUAUUGGUCAUGCUGAAUAUAUUGAUAAUGAUAAUAUUAUAUUUUCUACAAUAACACGUUCAUCAAUAUUAGUUGAUUAUCCAUCUGGUAUACAUUAUCCUAAUUGGUAUUUUCCAUUGAAACUUAAACUAAUUCUUUCAUCAACAAAUUAUUCAUCAUUUAUCAUACGUUGUCGUUUAACACCCUAUUUUACAAUAAAUUCAAUUCAAACAAAUAUUCUUAAAAUUUCGAAUUAUUUUAUACAAAUAAACCAAACAGUAUUAAAUCGACAAUCGAUAAUUGAUAUUGAUUUUAAUAUAACAAUUAAUCAAACAGAUAAAUUUCAUGAACAUAAUUUAAUUGAAAUUGAUUUAGCAACAAUAUUAUUAACAAUUAAUUCAACAUAUUUAUAUAAAAAUGCAAAUCAAUAUAAUUCAAAUUCAAUUUUAUUUAUUGAUUGGUUUAUUUUAUUAAAUAAUUCAGUUGAUUAUAAAGAACCUAUUUUUCGAGUUCCAAUUCAUGUACAAUAUGAUAAUAUUCAAACAAUUGUUGCUAUAACAGAUUUUACAAGUUUAAUUAAUAUAGCUAUGUUAUCAAUGCAAAUUCAACAAUUUCCAAUAAAAAUUCUUGCAGUUAAUUAUUCUGGAUCUGUUCAAUCAAUAUCUAAAGCAGUAUGUCACUCGGAAAAUAUUUAUUUAAUUCAAGUUGAUUCAAAUUGUAAUCAUGUUUAUUUUUCUGGUCAUGAACGUGAUGAUUUCUUUGAUCAUAUAAAUAGUCCAACAUCAAUUAUUAUUCGUUAUGAAAAAUUUCUUCAACGUUUACAUUUUACAAUUUAUAUUCCUGAAAGACCAUUACGUAUUGAAUUAAGUGAUACAAAAUUAUCUCGUAUAAAUGGAUGGUUUGUUACAAAUCGAGAUGAUGAUGAACAAAAAAUUGAAUCAUCGACAAAUGGGUUAGAUGAUGAUGAUAUUGAUGAUGAUGAAGAUGAUGAUGAUGAUGACGAUGAUGAAGAUAUAAAAUGUUAUCCUGUAUAUCAACAAUCACUUAUUCAUGUAUAUACAAAAUUUUAUCGAACUACUCAAAAUGGUGAUCGUAUUUAUUUAUUUAAUAAAUAUAAUGUUCUUAUAACACCAUUUAUUCGUGGUCAUUUAGAAACUGAUAAUAUCCGUGUUGCUAUUAUUAAAAAUGGCCGACUUAUUGGUAUUGGUCCAGGAAAAACAAAUGUUCGGAUUUAUUCAUUUGCAAAUAAACUUCCAAUGGGUUCAAAAACUGUUUAUGUUGAUGAUCAAGAAUUGAUACGUAUACAUAGUAUUUCAUUUAAUCUUUUAACAAAUAUUGAUUUACAAACAAAUUUCAUUGAACAUAUUGAUCCAAUUUAUAAAAUACAUUUUCAAGUAAAACCAAUUUUCAAUCGAUUUAAUAUUGAUAAUAAAAAUCAAUUUGGUCAAGUCAAUGUUAUUUUAACCUAUUCAGAUAAUACAUCAAUAUCAUUAGAUGAAAUUUUAUCUGAUUAUUAUCAAUUUGAAAUUGAUGUAACGCGUUCAAAUCCUUUAUUAAUACGUUUUGAUUCAUUUACAUCCUGGAAAAAUGUACAUGUUUUUCCAAUAGCACUUGGCCAUACAACACUUCAUGCUCGUCUUAAAUUAGGUCAACAACAAUGUACAGAUGAUAGAAGUUUUUCACAAAAUGAUCUAUCAUGUGAAAUAGCAAUUACAUCAAUUAAUAAUAAUAAUAACAAUAAUAAUAAUAAUGCACAUUCACCAACACAUCAUCAAACAGAUCAUUUUGUUAUAUUAAAUAAUAAUAAUGAUCAACGAAUAAAAACAUCACCAUUUCUUAUAGCAUUAUCGAUUUUAUUAGGUGCAUGUAUUGUAUUAGUCAUUGCUUUUCUUAUACAUUGGUUUAUUCAUUUUUAUUAUCAAAGAAAAUCUACCGGUCAUAUACGAAGACAAAGACAUUCGACACAAAGUGGUGCAGAAGAAGCUAAUCAUGAUUGGAUAUUUCUCGAUAGAAAUUCAUUAGAAAUGCCUAUAAAACCACAACCUCAACCACAACAACAACAACAACAACAACAAAAUUCACCAUCAAUACAUAGUUCAUCACUUCAUAUAACAUCAAAUCCAUUACUUCAUACAUCAUCAUUACAACGACAAAAAGAAUUAUCUGAACUUUCUCAUUCACAAAUGAUUGCUUAUUUUGAUAAUCUAAAAGAAUCCCAUGCAUAA